Molecule: messenger RNA, 8976 nt
Organism: Micromonas commoda
Lineage: Eukaryota; Viridiplantae; Chlorophyta; Mamiellophyceae; Mamiellales; Mamiellaceae
Exons: 1
Coding region: 1-8976 (2991 amino acids)
Biological process (GO): chromatin organization
Cellular component (GO): nucleus
Molecular function (GO): nucleosome binding; protein binding
Source: RefSeq, a predicted model, not a curated record
AUGGCUCUUCAAAUCGCCGCCCUCAACGACCCGACCCGGGGCGGUGGCCGGCACGGCUCCGCCGCCGCCCGGGCCGCCGCCAGGCGCACGACCGAGGCCGAGGAAUCCCGACUCACGUCCAAGUACGAGCACGCGCUGCUGUUCAUGCGCGACGGGGCGCUGGAGGACGCGGAGAGGGAGCUUCGGUCCAUCCUCGACCACGACAUGAUGUCGGGACCGCCGAACCAUCGCCCCGUCGAGGAGUACCCCGCCCCGGCCCCAAAGCCCACGCGGGACGCGGAGGACUCGGACACCGACGACAACUCGGAGUACGAAUCGGAAGACGACACCCCGGAGAUGACGCUCACGUCGACGAUGACGCAGGUCAAGUUCCUGGCGCUCAAGAACCUCGGCAGGCUCGUCGCGGACAGAGCCGAGAGACGCGAAAGGGAGUUGAACGAUUCAUACGACGACGACGCCCGUCAACUUCACCUCGACGCCGACUUCGCCCUCGCGCUCCGCUGCUACGCCGCCGCGGUGGAGAUCGACGGGACGGACGCCUCGCUGUGGAGGCGCCUCGGCGCGCUCGCGGCGUCGCGACGACUACCCCACGUCGCCAGGUACGCGCUCGAAAGGGGGCUGGCCAUCGCGCCUACACACCCGCUCAUGCUCGAGGACCUCGCGGAGACGCUGCUGGCAGUGGGGGACCUGGACGCGUGCGCGCACAUCGCGACGCUCCUGCGGAAGGUGGACCCGGGACACGCGCGGGCGGCGCGAAUGCGCGACGACCCGGGCGGGGUGACGCCGCUCGCCAAGUUUUCUCGGGCGGCAAAAUUUUUAUCCUCGACUUCGAUCAACGCGGACGACGCGGGCGACCCCAACACGCGUCCGGCGGCGUUCGCGCCGUCGUCAACCGCGGAUGAGAAGGACCAUGACGGCGCGGAGAUCACGCUGCGAGUCGCGGAGAAGAGCUGGGAGUCCGUGGCGCGCGUCCUCAACGCCGCGAUGGGCUCGGCGCCGCCCGAUGAUUACGUCAACGAAGACGCCGACGCCGACUUGAUGGACGUUGGCAUACUGCGACUGUGGCGCGAGCGCGUGCCGGAGUUUAAGACGCAGUGGCCGGACAUGAGCCUCCGGUACAGGAACAGGGAGAGGGACCCGACGACGUGGCAAGGCGUGCGAUUCGACGGGCCGGGGCUGGGUAACAGCGACGACCGUCUGAUCAAGCUCGUCGUCGUCGGCCGCGGGGAGCAGAGCACGCUGACCGCAGCGGCGCUGGAGCCCGAGCUGGGCAAGCUCGACGCGCUGCGGCACCUCGAGUUGCGGAACUGCGCGCUCACCGUGGCGCCGCCGUCCAUCUCCAAGCUCACCGCUCUGACCUAUUUGGACCUCGGAAAGAACCGGCUCACGUACGUACCGGAUAUAUCCGAACUGAUCAACUUGCAGGUGCUCAUCCUCAGUGACAACGACCUGAUGGAGCUUCCCAAGCUCCCGAUCCCGCCCGACGAUUCGGACGAGGACACCGCGCUGCGAUCCGUGGAAAUCUCGGGUAACCCGCGGCUCGCGCAGCACAUGACCCCCGCGACGGUCAAGUACCUGUUUGACCACCUCCCGAGAAGUAGGAAAAUCCGGGUGCUGAUGGCGGAGGAAUCGCAGGUGAGGGCCAGGCACGCGCACGACGUCGAAUCGCGAGCGCUCGUCGGAAACGUCGCAAAGGCACUCGCCGCGAGGGGUUUCGCGGGAGGGAACCAGCCCGGGACCCAGACGCUGCCGGGUACGACGCCGGCGACGGCGCCCCCCGCGAAUCAAAAUUUGAAUCAAAAUUUGAAUCAAAAUUUGAAUCGGGCGUCGUCGACGCCGAUGGACAUCGACGCGCAGGGACCGUCCACCCCGAACCGCGGCGAGGACGGCGACGGCCUCGGCUUCGACGACGACGACCCACGAGCCGGCGACACGUGGCACUCGCCGGUGGACGUGCUCGACGUGCUGGGUCGCGUGGUUCGUUUCGUCGUACCGGCGAGCGCCGACGAUGAAAACGCGUGGAAGGACGUGGAGGCUCCCACGGAAGCCGACUGGGCCCGCGUGUCGCGCGCGCACGCCGAGAAGGUGCGACGCGAGCGCGAGGGGCGAGAACGCGCGGAGGCUGAGCGCGAGGCGGCGAUCGAGACGGCGAAGCAGGAGGCGGAGGCUCGAAGGGUCGCCGAGGAGGAAACACGGAGAGCGCAGGCGGCGGAGGAGGAGCGAGUCCGCAAGGAGGAGGAAGAGAGGGCCAAAGCCGAGGCGGAGGAGGAGGCCAGGCGCAGGGAAAGGGAGGCGGCGGAGGAGGCGGCGAAUAAACCCAAGGUGGUGAUCAAGUACGGCAAGGAGAUCAAGCUCGAGCCCGCGAGGCGUUCGCGGCGGCAGAUUGAGGCUGAGGAACGCGAAGCCCUCGAGAAGAUUGCGCGCGAGGAGGAGGAGAGACUCGCCGCGGAGCGCGCCGUCGCCGCGCAAAUAGCCGCGGAGCGGAGCAAGUGGGAGCCGAUGACGGACGUCGGCGCCACGCUGGCGGUAAAAGCGGUGGGAGACGACGGAUCACUCGUCGCCGGCGCGGGGGCGUCCUGUCUCGCGAUGGCCGCCGCGGCUCCGAUGGCUCAAAACGACGACGACGCCGGGACGGAGGCGGCCGCGGAGAAAGCCGCCGCCGAGGUCUCUGCCGCCGCCGCCGCCGCGGAGAAGGCCGCCGCGGACGCGCGCGCCGCCGAGGCUGCCGACUCUGACGAGGCGCAGGAGAGGGACGAAGAGGAGGAGGCUGACGUGGCAUCUUUCCUCGCGUCGGUUUCGUCGCGCAACAGCGGCGCGGCCGACGUGGCGUGGCGGCUGCUCGCCCGCGUCACCGAGCGAUGGCGGCCGUCCUCCGAGGGCGCCAUGCGCGAACUCGCCGCGACCGCCGACGGACAGAGCAACGACGCUGCGGGGGGUAAGAACAACAACAACGACGGGGGUAAGAAGAAAGGCGCUUUUGGGAGCUUCGGCUUGCGCCACGCGCCGAGACCCGCGACGCUUCUGCGGCUGGCGGAGACGUUCGGCCCGGGCCCCGAGGGGGGCGACCCGAACCACAAGAGCCGCAUGGCGCGCGUGCACCUCUGCCUCGCGGACGCUGCCACGCGCGCGUCGGUCGUCGCGGCUGCGGUAGCGCGCGCGAGGCUGGCCGCGCGCCGGCGCCGCGUCCCCGCCGGCGGCCAGGGCGUCCUCUCCAAGGCGGCGGCGGCGGCGGCGGCGGAGGCGACGGAGGGACUCCCCCCGUCGCAUUUUUUGGAUGCCGCGAGGACCCACCUGUCCAAGGCUGUCGCGGCGGCCAAGGACGACGACGCGGUGUUCCUCGCGGAGUACCACUUCGUCGCGGGCUCGCUCGCCGCGACGGAGACAGGCGGGUCCAUCACCCUGGCCGAGGAACACCUGCAAGCAGCCAUGGACUGCGCUCGCGCGGCGGAGGAAUCGGGAGCCUACGCCAAGGAUACCAGCGGACACGAGAGGCUCACCGUCGCCAACAUAUUCGCCGCCCUGGCCGACGCGAGGCUUCACACGGUGGUGGACAAGGCGGAUGAGGAGCUCGCGGCGGGUAACACGGGCGAGCUCCUGGCGACGCUCGCGCCGCUGCUCCUCGAGACGCCGUCGCUCAACGAGCGGUCGACGGCGGCGUCGCUCGCCGACGCGGAAAAGACGGAUUCUGAGCAGCAGAUGGUCGCCUUGACGUCCGCGCAGAGGUCGGAGGCGCUCGGGGUGCUCGCGGAGGCUGCCAGGGCGGAGGCGGUCAAGGCGCUCAGGGGCGCAAACAAGCCGGAUUCCAUCGCCAAGGCUGACAGGGCGCUCGCGGCUGAGGUGAGGGCGAGGGGAGCGCUCUUUUACGCCGCCGCCAAAUUUUUAACCCCCGAGUCGAUGGCCGAGGGCGACGUGGAGAGGGACCCGGGCGCCAUAACCAACGCGCUCCCGAACCUCAUCGCGUGCCUUCGUGGUGCGGUGGAGCUGAGGGGACCCGGCGCGCUGGCCCCCGAUGGCGGCGUCGGGUUCAACCGCCGCGAAUCCAUCGACGGCUUAGAAGGCGAAGCGGCGUCGCGGCGCCACGAGGCUCGCGUCGCCGUCGCCUCGUUCGCGCCCGUGUUUGCCAAGAUGAUCGCCGCGUACUACGCGAAAAAGGCGCACCACCCGCCGGGCGAGGUCCCGAAGGAGCGACGCAGGGCCAAGGAGCAGGUGGAGAGGGAAACCGCGCAGGCUGCCAUCGCGGAGAUGUGCGCCGACGGCUUGGCGAUUAUCCAGCAGCUCAUCUCGCCCGAAAACGACGCUCCUUCCGAGGACGCCGCCGCCACCGCCAUGGACACCGACGACGCGAACCCUUGCCCCGCCGUGCCCAAGUUCGCGGGCGCGCCGGACCCCGUCGCGGUGCUCGAGCUGCACGAGCGGCUUCACGAGACGUUGGCCGACUGCAGGUGCUGCUGCGGCGCCGACGGGAAGGGGGCUUUUCUGCGGGGCGCGCUGCCCCGCUUGACCGCGGCUCGCCGGCCUGUCGCUACGGAAGCCGCCAGGCUGAAGGCGAUUGACGACGAAGCCGAGGCUGCCGCCGCCGCGGCGCGCGAGAAGGCUGCGGAGGAGGCUCGACUCGAGCUCGAGGCUAAAAAGGCGGAGAGAAAAGCCGCCAGGGAAGCGGAACGAGAGGCUCGACAAGCGGAGCGGGAGGCUCGACGCGCCGCAAAGGCGGAGGAGGACAAAGCCAACGACUCCGACGGCGACGACAAGUCGGAGGACUCUGCCGACUCCGACUCCGACGACGAGGACGACGGAUCCGAGGCGACCGACAAGGUUCCAGAGGACAAGGUUCCGGAGGAGGCGACGCUGGAGGAGCUGGCGAAGAUGUCCGCCGCCGCGGGGGGUACCUGGCAGCAGAUGGCGGUCGGCGGGGGUCGCGGCGGGCGAGGGGGGCGAGGCCGAGGCCGAGGCCGAGGCCGAGGCCGAGGCCGAGGGCGCGGGCGAGGGCGCGGCCGCGGGCGCGGCCGCGGGAGGGACGCGGCGGCCGCCGAAGAGACCGUCGAGGAGGACGCCGAGGAUGACCAGGGCGGCUCGGAAGGAGAUACUCCCGCGGAGCCGCUCGUGCUCGGACCCGGCUUUGUGCACUACUCGGGCGACGUUUACGUGCACUCGUCCCAGCGACCCGGCGCGGUUCACUUCGACCUCACCUUCCAGUUGUACGGCGCGGAUAAGGUUCACUACCCGUUCAGGGACUGCGACCCGACGGGCAAGUACAAGAAGGGCGUCGACCAGCUCCUGCUGCGAUCGAAAAUCGCGGUCAAGAGGUACCUCGAAAGGGAGGGCGAAAGGGAAAACCUCACCGACGAACAAUUUGAAGAGAAAUGGACCGCCGCGCUGGCCGAAUCGAAGACUUUGGCCGAGGCCAAGGCGAAGGAGGACGCCGCGAAGAAGGCUGCCAUCGACGCCGAGUUCGAGGCUGCGUACGCCGCCGCCAACCCCGGCCCGCUUGACGCUGCCAAGUCCCCCGGCAAACUCGUCGCGCCCGGCGCUAAGGUCCCCAAGGGGUACACCGUCAUCGCCGUCGGCGGAGCGCCCGGCCCGGCGAACGCGGCGGAUGAACCCCCCAAGCCCCCGACCCGACGCGAGCAGGUCGAGGCCAUCUUGGAGCGUUUCGACGCCACCAUCGCGCAGUGCUGCUACUGCCUCUACGGCGUCGAGCUCUGCGAUCGGGAUAAGUUACCGCGCAGGUGCAGGGACGAGGGCGGGGCGGCGAAUACGGUUUCGUCUCUGGAUUCCGUCGAGGACUGCGCCGAGCUGUGGGCGUACGUGCAGCCUUACGCCGAGGCCGUCCACGACAAGCCCGGGUUCGCGGCGGUGCUCCAAGCCGUCAGGCGGGCGUUUCCGCCCGCCGCCGCGGCUCCGCGCGAGGGCGAUCCGGUGGAGGCGUACCUGGCGGCGAUGCCCGACUUUGGCGAAGGCGCGCCCCCGGUGAACGGCGCCCAAGUCGGCGGUGCGAUGUUCGACGACGACGGGGUGAGCAGGGGCGCCGCGAGCAGGGACGAGGAGCGCUCACUCGCGAUGGCGGCGGUCACGCGCGCGGCGCCCGGGCCCGCGCCGCUCGACGAAGGGGAGGAGGAUGGAGACGAGGAAGACGGGGAGGGAGAGGGGGGAGGUUCCGAGGGCGCCGACCUCGACGCCGUCGCGGCGACGACCGACGCGGAGGGCGCGUUCACGGCGAUCGUGGACGCGGCGGGGGACGCCCCGGCCGCCGAGGGUGCCGAGGGUGCCGAGGGUGCCGAGGGUGCCGAACGGAAGAGGCCCAAGAAGAAGGCUUCGGAUGAUCCCGCGGUGGAGUACGCCGGCGUUCACAAGACGCUGCACCGAUUCUGCGCCGCCGUCGCCGACGUCCGGGAAAACGACGAGGCUUUCGAGCGAAUCGCGCACACGUUCCCGCUGGUCAUCGACCUGCUCCGCGCGUGCUUCGAGCCCCCGAUCGACGGCGAGCCGUUCGACGAUAACGCUUUGACCCUGGCGGAUACGGUUCGGGCGCUCAACGGCGGCGAAGAUUCCAGGACGUCCGGCCGAGCCAAAACAUCGCUCGGCUCUGGGCUCACCGCCGCGCAGGCUGCCAGGCGGCAGUUCCAGCUGCUGAAGGCUGAUUUGGUCCACAACCCGGCGCGGUUCGAGGGCUGGCUGGCGCUCGCGGACCACGUCGACGCCGUGAAGGACUUGGCACUCAACGACGCAGCCAAGCUCGUGACGGUGAAGGAUUGGAACGAAGAUAGCGAACACUCGUCCACGGCGCACGCGCUCGUUCGCCGGUUACAGCUGGCGUUGCGCCGCGCGACGUGCGCCGCGGUGGCGUGCGCGCCGAACGAGGACGACAGGUCGCAGGGGUACGAGCGCCAGGGCCUGGCCGCGUACGAGAUGGUCCAGGCGUCGCCCCCUUUUCACGACGGGAGGCGAUGGAAGCUCUCGAGGGACGCGGCGUGGCGAGCCGCGUUGGGACUAGCCAGGGACGCCUUCGACGGUGCCGCGAGGUGCGCGCCGACGGAGUGGACGUACCGGUGCCACGGCGCCAAGGUGGCGAGGAAGAUUGGCGAGCCGUGCGACGAGCUCUUCGACCGGCUCAAGGCGACGGUGGACGCCGCGCCCGGCAACCUCGAAGCGUUUUAUCAGAUGCACGCCAGCCGGAUCAAGUUUCUCGUUCGGCUCGCCGAGGGUAAGGCGAACGGGACGAUGGCGCAAGACGAACGCAGACGGGCCAUGGAGACGAUCGCGUCGCACGCGUUCGAACCCGAAACGCUCGGGUACUCGGGAGGGUCCGCCAAGUGGCGAGCGAUGGACCCGAUCUCCCGAUGGGACGCGCUGUGGCGCGACGCCGCCGCCGCCAUCAAAGCAGCCGCCAAGCUUCUCCCCGCGUACCACAAGGCGUCCUACAGGCUCGCGUGGUCGCGGCUGAGGUAUCCGGGCCGGGAGGACGGUCGGUUGCCGCCGGACAUCGUCCCGGAGGAGCUCAAUCAGGGCGGCGACGCGGCGGUGGCGGCGGCGAGAAUCGCGCUCGCUCCGCUGUUCAAGGUGGACAGCAACGCGCAGGCUGCGAUGAAGGACAAGGAUGCGUGCUUCAAGUACAACGAGCAGGCGCCGAGGUUCAACAUAUGGAUGUGGGAGAUUGAUGACUACAACCUGAGCGUGGGGCGGGGCGUGGGCGGGGGUAAGCGCGGCUCGUACAUCGGAUCGAGCUUCAGGCUGCACACGGUUGGGGUGAACGAAUCGGGCCGGAAAUUCGUCGCCGCUUCGAGGAAAGCCACGCGCCUAUACCUGUGCCUCUGCUUCGCGGCCGGGGACCUCGCGCCGCUCGUCGCCGCCCCGGGUUACAUCGGCGACGAACGCCACAAGCACGCCAGGUCGAUGCCGGAUCUGAGGGCGCUAGCCUUUGCGUUGGCGCAGCGGGGCUUGGUGCUCGCCGCGUCAAACUCGGAGGAAGAUUCGGAGAGCGUCCGGCGAGCGAGCGAGCUCGGGUACUGGAUGUGGGUCGAACACGCCGGCUUUUCUUGGGACGAGCUCAACAGGGACGGGGCGAGGGAGUACCGCCUGGAGCUAAGGCUCGGCGAGGAGGACCCCGAGGAGCCCAGCGCUUUGAUCGGCGAGACUUUCACCGCCAAGGCGAAGGCGGCGGAGGAGGUGAUUUUGAAGGUGCUCACGGAGAGGCGCAUGGAAAGUGAAUUUGAGAGGAUGGCGCUGAACCACGUGUCAUCACUCGCGCGCGAGGGCCUCGGCGGCAUCGGGUGCCUCAAGAACAUGCACGCGGACCUCGCGCGCAGGGUCGACGACGCCGAACGCGCGAGCAGGGUGCGCACGCGCGGGGGGGGCGUACCAGCCGCGCCCCUCGCGCAGCUCAAGACGCUCAAGCCCAUCCGAGCCGCCGUCUUUAACGCCAUCGUCGCCGCGACGACCUCCGUCGUCGCCUCGUUCGCGCCCCUGCCUCAAGAGACGCCCGACGACGACGACGAUGGCGAGCUCGACGCGAGGCGAGAGGUUGUCGACGCGGCGGUUUCGUUGAGAGCCGACGUCGAACGCCGAGGCGCCGAACUCGUCCGACGCAAUUCGCAUCAGACCCCGACGGAUGCCGACGAGGACGAGCUCGCGAACGCGAUGGAGGUGACCGGCUCGCUGCUGGUCCGCGCGGUGGCGGCGGCGACGCCGGGUGCGGCGAUACCCGCCCCCGGCGCGGACGCGGCGCGCGCGGCGGUGGACGCGGCGGCGGUAAAAGCGAGGGACGUCGUCGAAGCGUGGGCGGAGAGCGUGAGGGUUCGAUCGCGGGACACAGCCGUGCGCGGGGGCGGGCGCGGCGGCGGGCGUUGGGGCGGGCGGGGCCGGGGUAGGGGCCGGGGUAGGGGCCGGGGGAAGCGGACGAGCGACGCGGCGCAGCUGGGGGUGGGUAGGGACGAGCGUGUGGCUAAGCGCGCGAGCAUCGAGCCCGGCGGCGCGCCUUAA